Messenger RNA from Drosophila ficusphila, 2131 nucleotides. Its product is annotated as calphotin. The coding region runs from base 78 to 1991 and encodes 637 amino acids. Gene Ontology annotation, cellular component: RNA polymerase II transcription regulator complex. Gene Ontology annotation, molecular function: transcription coactivator activity. The transcript is spliced from 2 exons. Gene Ontology annotation, biological process: positive regulation of transcription by RNA polymerase II. The record is from RefSeq and is a predicted model, not a curated record. NCBI's taxonomy places the organism in Eukaryota, Metazoa, Arthropoda, Insecta, Diptera, Drosophilidae.
GGUCAUCAGUUAAUCGGUUACGUUCGCUCGGUGCACCUCUCAAGCUCUCCGUUGUUGGUUUAGUGACCCCAGUGAAGAUGAAACCCUUUGCCUUCGUUGUUCUGGCUGCUCUCAGCUUGGUGGUGGUGGUGAGCGGACGUCCGGGUGCCCAGUAUUUGCCACCUCUGCCGGUGAAGGAGGUGUCCGCCGCACCCAGCUACCAGCAGGUGGUGCAGCCCCAGGUGCAGAGCCAGGUGCAGCAGGUGCUCCACUCGCAGAUCCACAUUCAGCCGCAGAUCCAGCCCCAAGUGGAGUCCAUCAGAGCUUCCAUUCCGCUGGCCAGCUUCACCAUUCAGUCGGGCGGACAGCAGCAGCAGCAGUACCAGAGUGCUCCGGCACCAGUUCCGGUUUCCAUUCCUGCCCCAGCUCCAAUUUCUAUUCCUGCUCCCGCUCCCGUUUCCAUUCCUGCUCCUGCUCCCGUUUCCCUACCCGCUCCCGUGGAGAUCCAACAGCCAGCUCCCCAGGUGAUCUACGAGGCACCCAAGCCCAUUUUGGCCACCCAGACGGCGGUGAAGAACGCCUACCUGCCACCCACUCCCGUCCAGCAGUUCGUGCCCGCUCCGGAACCAGUGGUUGAGACCAUUGCACCACAGCAGGAGACCAUUACCACCACCUACACUGCUCCCGCUCCAGUUGCAGUGCCUGCGGUCUAUGAACAACAUCAGGUGGUGCAGCAAACCUACUCCGCUCCUGCUCCAGUGGUUCAACAAACUUACUCUGCUCCCGCUCCAGUGGUUCAGCAGACAUAUUCCGCUCCGGCUCCAGUGGUUCAGGAACAAGUUUACAGUGCUCCAGCGCCAGUGGUUCAGCAAACUUACUCCGCUCCCGCUCCAGUGGUUCAGGAACAGACCUACUCCGCACCAGCUCCAGUGGUUCAGCAGACUUACUCCGCUCCGGCUCCCGCUCCAGUGGUUCAAGAACAAGUGUACACUGCUCCAGCUCCCGCUCCAGUGGUUCAGCAGACCUACUCCGCUCCCGCUCCGGUGGUUCAGGAACAGCCUCAGGUGGUUCAGCAGACUUACAGUGCACCAGCUCCCGCUCCAGUUGUUGAGCAGGCGUACUCCUACCCAGCUCCAGUGGUUCAGCAGGCUCCCGUUAUUCAGCAAGCUCCUGUAAUUCAGCAGGCUCCAGCUCCAGUGGUUCAGGAAGUGGUUCAGCAAGCUCCAGCUCCAGUGGAUCAGCAAACUUACACUGCUCCCGCUCCGAUUGUUCAGCAAGCUCCAGCUCCAGUGGUUCAGGAAGUUAUUCAGCAGGCUCCCGUUAUUCAGCAGACUUACUCUGCUCCCGCUCCAGUGGUUCAGGAAGUGGUUCAGCAAGCCCCGGCAGUUCAGGAAAUCGUUCAGCAAGCUCCAGUGGUUCAGCAGACUUACUCCGCACCCGCUCCAGUGGUUCAGGAGGUCAUUCAGCAGGCUCCAGCUCCUGUGGUUCAGCAGACCUACUCCGCUUCGGCGCCCGUUUCGAUCCCUGAACCAAUUCAGCAGAUCGUGCAGCAGCCGCAGUACAGUGGUUACUCCUACCAGUCACCCCAGCCAGCUCCAGUUCAGGUUUCCCUUCCAGCUCCAGCUCCCGUGGUGAUCCCAGCUCCUGCUCCUGCUCCCGCUCCCAUUUCCAUUUCUGCUCCUGCUCCUGCUCCCAUUUCCAUCCCUGCUCCUGCUCCUGCUCCCAUCCAGCUGCAGCAAUCCUUUGUGCCCGCACCACCGGCACCCAUCCAAGUGCAGCAGCCAGCCCAGCCCAUUGUACAGUACAACCCACCAGCGGUGCAACAGCAGCAGCAGAUCUCCUAUGCUCCCGCUCCCGCUCCAGUUGCAGUUUCAAUCCCUGCUCCUGCUCCUGCUCCCGUUUCCGUUCCCAUUGUCCAGAAGACUGAGAUCGUGAGUGCUCCCGCUCCUGCUCCAGUUUCCGUGGAGAUCGGAACGAGCUACGCCGCCAACGGUGGAUACCUGUACAAGUAGGCGGAUGCCAGUGAAAGGACCCCGGCGGAAGUCCGAACUCGCAUCGAGUUGGGCAACCGAACAUCGAUCGCUGAUCGGUUCAUCUGAACUUAGUGUUACGUAGCCAAUUUCUAGCACCUUUUUUUCGUUAUACAAAUUUU